AAGAAGCAAGCUUGAGGGAGGGAGGGAAAGGAGUGUGCCCGGGAACACGUGAUGGCUAGGUCUGGUGGUGCUGGGUCAUGGCGUGGCUCACAUGGCAGCGGUGCAUGUCUGCUUGUUAUGUCACUACAUGCCGCCUUUUUUUUCUUGCCUUAGGGGGUGUGAUAGCUUACAUCAGCUCUUCAAGCUCGGCAUCUAGCCCAGCCUCAUGUCACAGCGAGAGCUCAGACAGCGGUUUCCAGUCGUCCUCUUCGCCUGUACCAUCUUCUCCAAACAGCUCCUCCUCGGAGAGCGGCUGAGCGGCCGAGGCAGCGAGGGCUCUGAUGGGGCACCAAAGAGCGAUCGGCUCGAGGAGACUAUUAAAACAAACCAGUCGAGUGUUGCUGGCUUGACAAAAGGCCAUAAUGGAGUCACAAAAUUUAAUGGCAUGGUUCUUCUUUGCAAAGUCUGUGGAGACGUCGCUUCAGGAUUUCAUUAUGGUGUUCAUGCCUGUGAGGGCUGCAAGGGUUUUUUCAGAAGAAGCAUUCAGCAAAACAUCCAGUAUAAGAAGUGCUUGAAGAAUAACAACUGCUCUAUAAUGAGAAUGAAUAGGAACAGAUGCCAGCAGUGUCGUUUCAAAAAAUGCCUGUCUGUUGGGAUGUCAAGAGAUGCUGUUCGAUUUGGCCGUAUUCCCAAACGUGAAAAACAGAGGAUGCUGAUUGAAAUGCAGAGUGCCAUGAAAACCAUGAUGAACAGCCAGUUCAGCGGUCACUUACCCAGCGAAGCAUUAACAGAACAUCAAGAUCAAGCACCUCAAGAAGACCUUUCCUCCAAGCCCAAGCAAGAGCGGGAAACCAUCAAAAGCCCUUCUCCCCCUCCUAGCGCUGACAUGGCGAAGGAAGAAGUGAUCGGUAUGGUCACUAGGGCCCACAAAGACACUUUCAUGUACAACCAAGAACAGUCCCAAAACCCAGCAGAGAUGAUGCAGCCCCAAAGCGGGGAGAGAGUGUCAAAGAAUGCUGAGCAGUACGUCUUGAGCAGCAAGCACUGUGUUAGCGGGCUUGGGGGCCCUCAGUACCCUGAAAGUGAGCAGCACCUUGGUGGACAGUACAAAGGGAGAAGCGCAAUGCAUUAUCCAAGCGGGCACACCAUGUGUUUCCCAAAUGGCCACUGCAUGAACUUCACCAGUGGUUACACUCAGCGACUGUGUGAUAGGAUCCCAGAAGAUGGCUUUUCUCCAAACAAGAAUACCACUUACUCUUGCAGCACUGGAGGAAGAAUGCAUCUGGUCUGCCCAAUGAGUAAGACUCCCCACGUGGACCCAAACAAGUCUGGCCAUGAAGUCUGGGAAGAGUUUUCCCUGAGUUUUACCCCUGCGGUGAAGGAAGUGGUGGAGUUUGCCAAGCGCAUCCCAGGUUUCCGAGAUCUCUCCCAACAUGACCAGGUUAAUCUUCUGAAGGCUGGGACCUUUGAGGUUUUAAUGGUACGGUUCGCUUCUUUGUUUGAUGCAAAGGAACGUACCGUCACCUUCCUGAGUGGAAAGAAGUACAGUGUGGAUGACCUGCAUUCAAUGGGAGCUGGUGAUCUGCUCAACUCUAUGUUUGAAUUUAGCGAGAAACUAAAUGCCCUGCAACUUAGUGAUGAGGAAAUGAGUUUGUUCACAGCGGUUGUCCUGGUAUCUGCUGAUCGUUCCGGAAUAGAAAAUGUCAAUUCUGUGGAGGCGCUUCAGGAAACACUAAUCCGUGCAUUAAGGACCUUAAUAAUGAAAAAUCAUCCAAAUGAAGCCUCUAUUUUCACAAAACUUCUUUUGAAAUUACCCGACUUGCGUUCCUUAAACAACAUGCACUCUGAAGAACUCUUGGCCUUUAAAGUUCACCCAUAGGCCUUUAGGUCUCAUUUGUACUUGGACUUGCCUCGUGUUAAACUGUUUUGUGCUAAAAUAUGUAUUUAUACAGUUGUACCACUUGUUGGAAGAGAGAGAGUUCACAGACUCUGAACAAUUGAUAGCUGUCCCUUAACCAUGCAAUAACGCUUCAGCAGGUGCUUUCAGCUAGCGGUGGCGCAGCAUUCAGGCUCCUCCAAGACAUCCAGACCCAGCUGUGCUGCGCUUCUGCAGAAGAGGUUGUGAUAAGCCCCAGUAAAUAUGGACUGUUCUUUCCUUUAGAAAAAAGAACCACCACUGCCCUCUCAUGUAAACUGAACACAGAAUAGCUGUGUAUGUGCAUACGGAGCAUGGAAUGGGGUGGGAACAAUCCUGCGCUAGUAGGAACAUGGAAGAGCUGAUUUAAUUGGUCUUUCACUUAUCUGAUAGGUGUAUGUCUGUGUCUUUUGAUAACUCACUCAUGGUUUCCACUGUUGUUAUUCCAUUAAACCCGGUGGAAUGAUUUCAGCCUGCACCAACUCUUCACUGAGCAUGUGUUCAUGCCAUGUGUAUAUAAUAUAAAUAGUUAAGUAAUGAGUGUUUAUGGCUAUAAAGUACAGAGUUGUGUGUAUAUAUGUGUAUGUAUAUAAAUAGUUCUAUACAUAAAGUAUACAUAUAAUUUCUUCACAAUAUUUUAAACUGUGAAGGAAUUGAAACUUACAACAGAAGGUGAUCUAUGGAAAGAACCAAAUAGAUGCACUUUGCAUAUUGCUGAACUAAUUAUCUGAGCAUUUUUUAGAAAACAUCCAAUUUGCAUUAAUAUGCUGUGUUUG
Messenger RNA from Nestor notabilis (Kea), 2670 nucleotides. RefSeq names its product nuclear receptor subfamily 1 group D member 2-like. Gene Ontology annotation, molecular function: nuclear receptor activity; RNA polymerase II cis-regulatory region sequence-specific DNA binding; zinc ion binding. Gene Ontology annotation, biological process: cell differentiation; negative regulation of transcription by RNA polymerase II; positive regulation of transcription by RNA polymerase II. The record is from RefSeq and is a predicted model, not a curated record. NCBI's taxonomy places the organism in Eukaryota, Metazoa, Chordata, Aves, Psittaciformes, Psittacidae.